AUGUUCACUAGUAAAGAUAAAAUUACUAAUGAUAUUAAAACAAAUUUAAAUAAAAAUACGUUUGAACUAAAAUAUGACAAUGAUCAACAAUCGAGUUCAGAUAAUGAGGAAGUUUGUUCAUGUUCUACUUGUGAAUGUUCCAGUUGUAUUGAUGAAGAUAAUUAUAAUGAAAAUAUCUUAGAAAAUAAAACUACCAGCUUAACUAAUUCAUCUAUAUCAAUAAAUAGGUCAACACUAGGAUUAGUUCAUAAAACUUGCUGUUCAAUACACAAAAUCUCACAUAUGAAUGAUUCGCAUAGUUUUCUUAACAACUAUAAUUGUUCAUCGGUUGAAUCUAAUCGUCCAUCAAUUGCUAAGUUUACUGAAUCUAUUAUACGAAGCAUACCAUGGAAAGUACAAGAUACGAUAAACAUUCCACCUGAAGUUGUAUCAACAAAACAAGCCAACGUACAAAUCAUGGAACAACCAGUUUCAAUACAUCGACAAAAAUCAGAAAACUUUAAAUCGAUUGAAAAUCGACUAACAGAUAAACCAACAUCUGAAAUAGAUUUCCAACAUAUGUAUGAGACCAUUAAUCAAUCGUAUCUAAAAAUACCAAUUUUAUAUAAUUCAAUUAAACAAACUAGAUUAGACACAGAUUUUAUUUUAUCAGUGAAUGAUUAUUUGGAACGAUUAAAAGUAAAUAUCUAUAAGGAUCUUAUUCGACGUGAAACAUUGUUACGUAAUGGAAAAAAUCAUGCGAAAAAUUUGAUUUCACUUGUUCGUUGUAUAUGUAAAAUAUCUUAUAAACAAGCAGUUGAAAUUACAAAUGAUUCCAUGAUAUCAAAGCGUGCAAUCAUUUACACCAUGACAGCUAUUGAUCAUAUUCUUCAAUGCAAUUUUCCACAAAAAAAGCCACUGUUUAAUUUUAUUCUUAAUGAAUAUAUAUCCAUGUGGUUACAUGAAAGUCUUCGAAUGAUUCAAGAAGAUUUUUGUAUUAUUGUAGAAAAUGGAACAAGAAAUAAUUUCUUUUUACUUUGUAUUUGUCUCUUUCAUAAAUUAGAAUCAAUAUGUGCAAUUAAUUGGGAACGCUUACAAAUGAUACAAAACUAUCGUUUAGCACAUUUUAAUGAAUUAAUGAAACCAACAAGUGUUAAAUUAGAAAGAACUAAAGAUUUUGUUCAAGUCUUUGGUAAACCUGUAAUAUCUAAAACGAAAAAAUCGAAAAUUCUAAUAACAUCAUUAUAUUUGAAUCGAACCGAUAAUGAAAUUAAUAAUAUUCAUGAAAUAGAACAAAUAUUUAAAAAUUCUAUUGCAAAAAUUCUCUUCCAUCAAUGUGAUACUCUAAAAAAUAUUCUAGGUUUAGAAGACGAUGCAGUAGCAUCGUGUCAAUCACAUUCACAACAAAUAAUCAUACCAGCAAAUCUUAGUUCAAAAAGUAAAGAGCCACCUACAUUGUUUAUAUCAGACGACAGUCAACUAACAGUCGAAAAAUCUGAACCAGAUAAAACUAAAUCUACAUUGUCUAAACUUGAUCAGCAAGCGAGUCCUACGUCGAAUAUUAUUUCUGAAGUCUACACACAAUGUGAUGAACCCGUAGUAGUAUUACCAAGGCAUGUGUCAUCCAUAUCUUCAUCGACGAAACCAUUCCUAAUAUCUUUAAAAUCGGAUAAAUCUGAAGAGCAAAACCAAGCUUUGCCAUCUGAAUCGAAAUUAGUCUCUAUGGAACAUAAAAAACAAAUACUAUCAAACGAACGAACAACUAAUGAAAAUAAAUCAUCUAAAUUACCUUUAAUUCAUGUUGAUCAAUUGUUUUCUCCAAGUAAUAGUUCAUUACUUCAUUUGCAAUCUUCAAUAAAAACAAUGAGUAACGCAUCCAGUCGAAUUGAAACCACUGAUCAGACAUCCACAGUUAAGCGAAUCAAUCGAAAUUUUGAAUCAAUGUCGAAUGUGUCAACUCCGCUAAUUUUCAUUAAAUCAGAAUUGAAAAAUAAUGCAUCACAACAUAUUCGAGAUAAAAAUAAUUUUAUACAAGAAUCGAAGGUUUUGUCAAAUUUUCAAAAUGAUGACUACUCAAUACAACAAUCGAUGUCUUUAGCCUGUUCGUCUCCUCAAAAAACAUUUACAAAAGCUCAUAUCUCAUGUUCAUUACACCAAACUCUUUCUGAUAAUAGUAUAGAAAUAAAUUCAGAAUCAAUAUUAAACGCAGAAGUUAAUGAAUUGAUUAUCUUUUUACAGCAAAUCGCUUAUUCUUCAUUAUUAAUUCAACAAGAAAGAAAAACACCAUCGUUGUUAAAAUUAUUACAAUGUUGUUUAAAACAAAGUUCUAUUGAUUCAAAUUUAAUUCUUGAACAAAUUCAAAAUACUCAUCCACAAUCUUCUCUCAACGUUAAAGAUCCAAUAUUUCUUGCUGCAUUUACACGUGUUUUACGUCAAGAACUUAACGAUGCACAGAUUUUAAGAAAAAUAAAUUGCGAACAAUUAAAUGAAGAUUCACAAAACAUUGGUCAUUCGUCAUUUGAAACAGCCAACAUACUCAAAUUACCGAAAACUGAACUGUCUCUGAAGAAUAAAAGCACUGAUGUCGGCGAUAACAUUGACCAAAGCCAUGUUUUUAUUGAAGUUACACAUGAUCCAAAGAGAUGCAAGCCGAUUUCUGAAUUGUCUGAUUUUCAAUACCAAUCAUGUAGACAACUCCCACAAAAAUAUCAACAAUUGAACAAUGAUAGUUCACCGAAAUCGACAAAUACACCCUUGAUUGAUUAUUAUAAUAAUCAAAAAAUAAUAACAUCAUUAGAUCUGAAUCAUUCUCCGCAACAAUGGAAUUGGCUAUAUUCAAAUAAAUCUUCUGUAUGUAAUAACUGUAUUAUCACACAUAAUUCAAUUUGUUGUGAACGAAAUUCACUUGAUAAAAGUACUGAUUCAAUUACUGUUGAACAUAAUGAAAAUUUUUAA
Rotaria socialis is the source of this 2934-nucleotide messenger RNA. Lineage: Eukaryota; Metazoa; Rotifera; Eurotatoria; Philodinida; Philodinidae. The record is from the annotation of a GenBank genome assembly.